ACACAAUGUAUCAAAAUCAAAAUGAAGUGUAUUUUUAAAAUUGUAGUCUACACUCCUAUAAAACCACGUAUAAUUUACUCCAUUUUUGGGAAUAUACUCUACACUUCUAUAAAACUAUGUAUAAUAUACUCCAUUUUUGGGAAUAUACUCUACACUCCUAUAAAACUACGUAUAAUUUACUCCAUUUUUGGGAAUAUACUCUACACUCCUAUAAAACUACGUAUAAUUUACUCCAUUUUUGGGAAUAUACUCUACACUUCUAUAAAACUAUGUAUAAUUUACUCCAUUUUUGGGAAUAUACUCUACACUUCUAUAAAACUACAUAUAAUAAACUCCAUUUUUGGGAAUAUACUCUACACUUCUAUAAAACUAUGUAUAAUAUACUCCAUUUUUGGGAAUAUACUCUACACUCCUAUAAAACUACGUAUAAUUUACUCCAUUUUUGGGAAUAUACUCUACACUCCUAUAAAACUACGUAUAAUUUACUCCAUUUUUGGGAAUAUACUCUACACUUCUAUAAAACUAUGUAUAAUAUACUCCAUUUUUGGGAAUAUACUCUACACUUCUAUAAAACUAUGUAUAAUAUACUCCAUUUUUGGGAAUAUACUCUACACUCCUAUAAAACUAC
Owenia fusiformis is the source of this 628-nucleotide messenger RNA. The record is from the annotation of a GenBank genome assembly. NCBI's taxonomy places the organism in Eukaryota, Metazoa, Annelida, Polychaeta, Sabellida, Oweniidae.